AUGCAUGUUGGACCAGUUGGGAGUGUUCAUAAUAAGGCUAGAAAAGCUGCUACAAAGUUGAUGAAUCAAAAUACACAUGUUGAAAUGGCAGUAAGCAAACAUUCUGACCAAGUUCAUAAUAAGGCUAGAAAAGCUACUACAAAGUUGAUGAAUCAAAAUACACAUAUUGAAAUGGCAGUGAGCAAACACUCCGACCAAGCUCGUAAGGCUUAUUGCACAUGCUUGAAUGCAUCAAUCAAGUGCACUAAGUUUUUAUUGCGACAAUGUCUUGCUUUUCGUGGCCAUGAUGAAAGUGUCACUUCAAGCAAUAGGGGAAAUUACUUGGAGCUAUUGCAGUUCCUUGCAGAUAAUGAUGAUAAAGUUAAAGAAGUUGUGAUGGAAAAUGCUCCGGGGAAUCUCAAAUUACUAGCUCCAUGCAUUCAAAAAGAAAUUGUGAAUUCAUGUGCCCUUGAAACACUUGAUGCUGUCAUGGAUGGUCUAAAAGAUAGAUUCUUUUCAAUAUUGGUGGAUGAAGCACGUGGUGUGUCGGUGAAAGAGCAAAUGGCUAUGGUGUUGCGUUAUGUGGAUGACAAAGGGCAUGUAAUUGAAAGAUUUAUGGGUAUCCAACAUGUUACUGACAUUACUUCAAGUUCACUAAAGGAUGUUAUUGAUACAUUCGUUUCUCCCAACGGUUUGAACCUUUCCAAGCUACGAGGACAAAGUUAUGAUGGUGCUAGCAAUAUGAUAGGUGAGUUGAAUGGCCUUAAAACAAAGAUAUUGAGAGAACAACCUUGUGCAUAUUAUGUUCAUUGCGUUGCUCAUCAACUUCAACUAGCUCUUGUUGCCGUAGCAAAGAAGAAUAGAUAUUGCCUAUUUUUUUUGCAACGGCUAAUAGUGUGGUUAAUCAUGUUGGAGCAUCUUGUAAGCGGCGUGAUUUACUUAGAGGACAACUCUAAGAAGAGCUUGUGA
Molecule: messenger RNA, 948 nt
Organism: Prunus armeniaca (apricot)
Lineage: Eukaryota; Viridiplantae; Streptophyta; Magnoliopsida; Rosales; Rosaceae
Source: the annotation of a GenBank genome assembly